AGUAUCUUCGCGAAUAUCGAACGGAACGGACGUAUCUCUCUUCUGGCUCUGUGAUCUUAGGUUUUCAAUAGAUCUUGGGUGUGGAGCGAAGGCUAGGUGUCAAACACUAUACCCGAAUGAUUUGGCAGUGAUUUGUUUGACUUGAGCGACGCGUAAACAAAGCUAGAUGAUGAGGCCCCAAUUGGUGACGAUGGCCAUCGUCGUGGUGAUGGCUGCACUUUGCGCUUCGAGCACCGGUUCUGUGGUGGAAGUUCCCGAAGCAACCCAGGCAACUCCAUCUCCUCCAUCUCCACAUAACCGAAAAAUACAAACGCGAUCGCGCGGCAAUAGCUUCCGAGGUCUAGCGAUCACCACCACGACGAGUCCUCCAAAAAGUGAGAACUGCCACCAACUGAUGACCAGCCUGAACAAUCGCGUAAGCCUUUUGGCGACCUUGGACGGGGACCAGCGCCACCGCCUGGAAGUCAUCGAUAAGAAAUUAGAUCAGCUGGAGGACAGCGGUACAGCUCGAAUAGAAUCGAUUAAAGCCCAGCAAUUGGACUUCAAUUCACGAUUGGACAGCAUUGAACAAGUUCAGAAUCUUUCGAGAGAAACUCUGAACUAUAUUAAAGAACACUCGCGGCCUACGAGGGGUGUUUCGGAUCCUAUUUUGGAUGAACGCCUGGACGCCUUGGCCACACUUUUGACUUCCACUGCCCUGAGUGUGAGAUCAGUGCAGAUUGAAGUGGCCAAUCUUUCACGGGUUAUUAGGCGCCAGAAUCAUUUCCUCCAGAGAACGAGUCAUGGACCGAGUGCAGUUCAGCCGCCGAUCUUCUACGGACCCAGUGCAUUAGAUGGUGUCCAUCCGAACUAUCCCACCAUGCCCACCGGCUGCGAGUACUCGAACCUCGCUGCUCCGGGAAUCCUGAAGGUGAAGCUUACUCCGGAUUCCGAAUCCUUCUAUGUGUCAUGCGAACAAGAUUGGACUGUGAUCCUAAGGCGCAGCUCCGAUGAUGUGAACUUCGAGCGCGGCUGGCUGGAUUAUCGCGAAGGAUUUGGCAAUUUGGCUGCGGAUUUCUUCAUUGGGCUGAACAAACUGCAUGCCCUGACCUCUUCGACACUGCACGAACUGAGGAUCGUGAUGGAGGACUUUGCGGGCAACGAGGUGGAUGCGAACUAUGCCUCUUUUGCCAUUGGCAGCGAAAGCGAAUUGUAUCCCUUGACUAUAUUGGGCAAAUACCAGGAAAAUUUAACCAACUCGGCAGGGGAUUCCCUGUCCUACCAUGCUGGUGCCAAGUUUAGCACCGUAGAUAGCGACAACGACAAUUGUCUGGAGUGCAACUGUGCCAUGAAGCACAGGGGAGCUGGAUGGUAUAGUAACUGUGCCACCAGCAACUCGUUUGGCAAAUAUAUCCCCCAGGACCAGAACUAUGCUGAAGCUGGUGACACCGGAAUGUGGUGGGAUACCUUCCGAGGAGCAAAAUACUCCCUAAAGAAAGUUCGCUGGAUGAUACGCCCCGUUGCCGAUGGAUCGGAUGCGCUCAGGCGAUAGGAUGUAUCUGGAUAUAUCUAUAACUGCCAUCUCCGAAAUCAGGGAUAACCCACAAUCGAUUGCUUGCAUUUUAACUCUAGCCUAAGCUUUGAAUCUCUCUGUGCGUGUGUGUAAAAUAUUUAUGGAAAAUUACUUAAUGCCUAGCCGAUACAGUAA
Drosophila elegans is the source of this 1687-nucleotide messenger RNA. RefSeq names its product fibrinogen C domain-containing protein 1. The transcript has 5 exons. NCBI's taxonomy places the organism in Eukaryota, Metazoa, Arthropoda, Insecta, Diptera, Drosophilidae. The coding region runs from base 167 to 1531 and encodes 454 amino acids. The record is from RefSeq and is a predicted model, not a curated record.